Messenger RNA from Prunus dulcis (almond), 1838 nucleotides. RefSeq names its product protein DETOXIFICATION 16-like. The transcript is spliced from 8 exons. Gene Ontology annotation, molecular function: xenobiotic transmembrane transporter activity; antiporter activity. Gene Ontology annotation, biological process: xenobiotic detoxification by transmembrane export across the plasma membrane. Bases 131 to 1600 code for a protein of 489 amino acids. The record is from RefSeq and is a predicted model, not a curated record. NCBI's taxonomy places the organism in Eukaryota, Viridiplantae, Streptophyta, Magnoliopsida, Rosales, Rosaceae. Gene Ontology annotation, cellular component: membrane.
UUAAUCAUCUCUCUCUCUCUCCACAGUUCCCAAAAGAAUUCAAAACUUGUCGUGGCUUGAUCGUAUAUAACUCUCUCUCCAUAAAGUUGAUGCCAUCCGCUCUUUCUUUUCAAAGAGGGAAAAACAGAAAAUGGAUGCCGAAGAACAAGCAGCUGGUCUUGAAUCUCCCUUGCUUCCAGCUCCUCAAGAACAUGAAUCACAAACAACAAAGGGAAAACUAACCAAAGAUGAGAUUAUCAAGGAGGUGAAGAAGCAGCUGUCUUUAGCAGGGCCACUUGUGUCAUCAAAUUUCUUGCUCUUUGGUAUGCAGGUGAUUUCAGUUAUGUAUGUUGGCCAUCUUGGAGAGCUGGCACUUGCAGGGGCUUCCAUGGCCACUUCAUUUGCUACAGUGACUGGUUUGAGCUUGAUUAUAGGAAUGAGCUUUGCAUUAGACACCUUCUGUGGCCAGUCCUAUGGAGCAAAACAGUAUCAUAUGCUUGGCAUACACUUACAGAGAGCAAUGCUUGUUCUUCUGCUGGUCUGCAUUCCUCUUUCAAUUAUAUGGUUCAAUGCUGGUCAUAUUCUUGAGUUCUUGGGUCAAGAUCCAGAAAUAGCAGCUGCUGCUGGAAGUUACGCUCGUUUCCUGAUACCAUGCCUCUUCGCUUAUGCAGUCAACCAAUGCCACUCCAAAUUUUUGCAAAGUCAAAACAAUGUGGUUCCCAUGAUUGUUAGCACAGGCAUUGCAACACUGUUGCACUUGAUUGUCUGCGGGGUUUUGGUAUACAAGACUAGCCUUGGAUAUACAGGUGCUGCAGUGGCAAACUCCAUCUCGUAUUGGAUCUCCGCGUUGACAUUGGUUUUUUAUGUCAGAGUCUCUCCCUCCUGCAAGCACACAUGGACUGGGUUCUCAAAGGAUGCGUUCCAUGGAAUUCUCAAUUUUGUCAAACUCUCUGUUCCUUCAGCUGUAAUGAUCAGCUUAGAAAUCUGGUCAUUCGAAAUGAUGGUCCUCCUAUCUGGUUUUCUUCCUAAUCCAAAGCUUGAAACCUCAGUCCUGUCAAUCAGCCUUAACACAUGCUCAAUGGUUUUCAUGAUUCCCAUGGCAUUCAGUGGUGCAGCAAGCACAAGGGUCUCCAAUCAAUUGGGUGCUGGGAAACCGCGACUCGCAGUUCUAGCAGUACGUGUUGCACUCUGCAUUGUGAUUCUUGAAGGCAUUUUGAUUGGCACUGUCCUCAUUUUGGGUCGAAAAGUUUGGGGCUACUGUUACAGCAAAGAAAUAGAAGUUGUGAAUUAUGUUGGAGAAAUGUUGAUUUUGGUUGCAAUAUCCCACUUUUUUGAUGGACUUCAGUCUGUGCUUUCAGGUGUCAUAAGAGGAAGUGGACAACAAAAGAUUGGGGCAUAUGUUAAUCUGGGAGCUUACUAUCUUCUUGGCAUCCCAACUGCAGUUGUAUUAGCUUUUGUCCUGCACCUUGGAGGGAAGGGUCUUUGGACCGGAAUUACUGUCGCUCUAUUUUCCCAGACACUAUUUCUUGCAAUCAUAAUCACACGCACAGAUUGGGAGAAAGAAGUGAAGAAAGCAUCUGAUAGAGUGUACGACACAAAGACCGCGGCCAAUGUGUCGUAGCAAAACAGGUGCAGAAGUGAUGAUCAUAUUAAGUUGUUAGGUUGGCAUCUUCAAGUUGGUUGUUAGGACCCUAUCACUAGUUUAUAACCUAUCUAUUUCCAUUAAGAAUAAAGGCUAGCAGUGUUCCUUUAGUUGUCAUCUAGCUGGCCUGUGUCCAUCCGGCAUUUGAUAGUCUGUAUAUAUCCUUCUCGUUGUUUCUGAGAAAGGCAUGAAAUGAAAAAGUUGUUUUCUUCUGUUA